AUGGACAAGAACAGUGUUGAGUAUCAGAGGUUAACAUGGGAUGCUUUGAGUAAGAAAAUCAAUGACUUGGUCAACAAGGUUACUGCUACCAACAUCAAGAACACAGCUCAGGAGCUUCUCUCUGAGAAUUUGUACUGGGGAGAUGGCCUCUUUUGUAGGGCGUGUAUGGCAUACCAGAUGGCGUCUCCGGCGUCCACUGAUGUGUUUGCUGCUCUGGUAGCUGCCGUGAACACCAAGUUUCCUGAGGUGACGGAACUUUUACUCAAGAGGAUUGUUUGGAAGUUCAAGAUAGCGUAUAAAUGGAAUGUCAAGCCCGUACUGAUAACUAAUGUUAAGUUUGUAGCACACCUGCUGAAUCAGAAAGUAGUUGAUGAGAUCAUUGCACUAGAGAUGCUUGAUGUUUUGCUCAAGAAGCCGACCGACGACAGUGUUCAAGUAGCGGUUUAUUUCGUCAUGGUAUGUGGUUCAGCACUGCGGAAGCGCUCUCCUAAAGCCCUUCGCGGCGUCUUCAAGCGUCUUAAAGAAAUUCUUCAUGAAGGAGAAGUAGAUAAAAGUGUUAAGUUUUGGAUUGAGCUCUUGUUCUCGAUAAGAAAAACCAAGUUUCAAGGCUAUCCAGCUAUUCGGCCGGAACUAGACCUUGUGAAGAAUCCGGAAGAGAUCUCAUAUUUUCAUCAAGUCUCCUUAGAUAAGCCCAUGGAUCCAGAGUUUUCCCGUGAUACAUUCAAAUAUGAUCCCAAUUAUCUGGAGAAAUAUGAAGAGUUUACGGAUGAUGAGGAAGGCUCGGAUGCUGAUGUACAUUCAGAGGUAGGUGAAAAUGAAUUAGAUGAUGAAUCGGGUGAAGAAAGUAUGCAAAUUAAAGAUGAAACAGAGUCAAAUCGGGUAAAUCUUCAAAGGACAAAUUAUUCAACCGUCAUGUCCAGUCUAGGUGUUAAGGAAGCUGGUCAUAAGCUUGUGAAAAUUCAUCAUCUAGAGCCUGGUGAAGUUUCAGAUUCUGAAUCAACCACAGAAAGUGAUUGUGAACGACAAAGAAAAAGAAGAAGAAAGUAA
Molecule: messenger RNA, 1047 nt
Organism: Lotus japonicus
Lineage: Eukaryota; Viridiplantae; Streptophyta; Magnoliopsida; Fabales; Fabaceae
Exons: 1
Coding region: 1-1047 (348 amino acids)
Biological process (GO): mRNA splicing, via spliceosome
Cellular component (GO): catalytic step 2 spliceosome
Molecular function (GO): RNA binding; protein binding
Source: RefSeq, a predicted model, not a curated record